Molecule: messenger RNA, 543 nt
Organism: Ogataea philodendri
Lineage: Eukaryota; Fungi; Ascomycota; Pichiomycetes; Pichiales; Pichiaceae
Exons: 2
Coding region: 1-543 (180 amino acids)
Source: RefSeq, a predicted model, not a curated record
AUGCACUACGCUGCAGAGAGCUUUGUUCAUACAGCAUUGGUAAACAGAUAUGACACAGACUCUCCAUUAUGGAGUCUCCUGAUAGCUUCUGCCAAUGUCGGACAAAUAUCGAUAAUUUCUAGUUUGGGACACACCUCUGCCAUGGCAGUCAAGGGCAUCGAGUUUGUGCACACAAUUUUUUCCAACGACCCUUGGUUGAUCCUUGGGAUCGCUUGGCCACUAAAGAUUCCGUGGGUCACCAUGGCAACCACCGAUUUGGCACCUUUCUCCAAAAGCAGAUCGGACGCUUUACACAAUGUGCCACACGUGUCGGCCAUGUCAUCCACCAAAACACACACUUUACCUGUCACAUCUCCCACAAGAACCAUGCGGCUCACCUCGUUUGCCUUGGCUCGCUCUUUGUGGAUCAAGGCAAACGGAGUAUCCAGCUUGUCCGCUAGCGAAGCAACACGUUUAGCUCCGCCUGCAUCAGGUGACACGAUCACCAGGUCUGUCGUGGACAGUUUCAAGUUUAUAUAUUUCAGCACCUCAGGCUCGGCGUAA